AUGUCGUCGCGUAGCGCUGCGGACGCGCUGCGGGCGCUGAGCCUCGGGCCAGCCAGCUCUCAGGCGACGGCCGAUGCCAAAAUCACGGUCGGCGCGCGCAUCGCGAUGACGCGCCUGGUGCCGGACGAGAGCGAUCUGCGAAACGCCCGCGCAAACAGGGCCUCAGCCGCACGCUCGCAAGUCGCAGCCAUCGCUCGCAGAGCCGCACUCGCUCGCGCGGUAGAGUUCGGAGCUGCGGACACUUGUGUCGGCGUCGUCGAGGGCAUCGACGGCGAACGCGUCGUUGUCAGGCUGGACUGCGGUCUGCGCGUGAUCAUCGGCGCGGAAUCUGUGUCGUCCCGAAGUGUGGAUUCGGACGACGCCCCGCCCGUCGGCGCCUUCGUCGAGCUGCAGGGCCUCGCAAGCGCGGCGUUCAACGGCCGCCGCGGCGUCGUCACGGCGACUCCGCCGGACGUUGCGGCUGUGGGCCGUGUGGCCGUCGUCAUCGACGGCCGAAGCAUUGCCAUCAAGCGCGCAAACGUCAUCUUCGCAUCCGACGCUGUCGUGGAUGCGAGCUCUGACGUGUGGUUUCGCGAGGAAGCCUGGGUCAACAUCCUCCCGUUUCUAGAUGCGCGAGCGCUCGCGCGGUUCGUGUUGGCGUCCCGGCGGGCCGACGUGCGACGCUGGGCCGAGGCACAUGUCGAGCGGACUGUCGCUGCUGUCGCGGUGCGCGCGCCGACGCUCCUGGCGACGCGACACGAAGCCGUGCCUCUCAUCCAGUGGUUGGCGACCACAGUCGAGCCGCAGCUCGCGGGCGACUUCGCGCCGCGGCCGCUUCCCUUGGACCGCAGGGGCGACUGCAUGGUAUCGCUCUUCUGCCUCUUCGCGGCGUGUCCUCUGGAGUCCUUCUUGCGUGCCGAGGGGUGCCUGGGCCGCGACGUCGGAGUGUACGCGGCGCUGGAGGCGUACGUGAAUCGCACGGGCGGCCCGGACGGCCCAGAUGGUGCUCGGGUGCUACUGACGACGUUGCGGCAGGUGCUCAUGGAGUCGCAUUCAAAUUUCCCUGCCGAGGGCCAGCCCGGCGAUGCGAUGGAUGUUUUUGCUGAUAUACUUUCGCAUUUCGAUGAUAUCCUUGCAAGAAUACCGUGCGACCGCCCGGUGACGCUCGCAUCGUCGCAUUAUGACGCGGACGACGCUGGCGCCGUACUAAGAGCUGCACAAAGUCAGGUUGGGCCAAUGCCUCCUGGUGUCCUAUACGCCGAGCUUGCUAGCUACGAGCGAAGGGUUACAAAGGACGAGACGGGAGACUUCGACGUAGUUGAGCUGAACUGCUUUUUGCGGCUCCAGCCUCGCGGUGGCGCCUCCCUCUAUGACAUGAUCGACGCUGCAAUCGCACCAGAGCAAUUUGGCGGCGCCUCCAACGGGACUCUCCAGAGAACCAUCUGGUGCACGGGCCGCGUACUUGUAUUUAACCUCAUCCUCUAUCAAUGGGACGGAGCAACCCAGCGCACGCGUUUCAAUGCCGCAUUGUUGGACGAUCCCAUCUCGUUUCCGGUCGAGGGCCUCGACAUGACGCGGUAUGUCCACCGACCGGCCGCGUCCGAAGUCUUCGACCUGGUCGGCGCUGUCCUUUUCUUAAGUUACGGGAAUGGAGGUCACUACGUAGCGGUGACCUACCACGAGCUCUCCCGGUGCUGGUUCCUCUUCGACGACGACACGGUCGAGCGCCUGGACUCGCUGGAGGCCUACGUCGCCGAGGAGGGGGCGGUGCCGACGAUUCUCUUCUAUCGGCGCCGCCCUGCCGCAGCCCGUCCUUUGAAGUAG
Pelagomonas calceolata is the source of this 1803-nucleotide messenger RNA. The record is from the annotation of a GenBank genome assembly. NCBI's taxonomy places the organism in Eukaryota, Pelagophyceae, Pelagomonadales, Pelagomonadaceae.